Molecule: messenger RNA, 1016 nt
Organism: Haliotis rubra (blacklip abalone)
Lineage: Eukaryota; Metazoa; Mollusca; Gastropoda; Lepetellida; Haliotidae
Product: CDGSH iron-sulfur domain-containing protein 3, mitochondrial-like
Exons: 2
Cellular component (GO): intracellular membrane-bounded organelle
Molecular function (GO): 2 iron, 2 sulfur cluster binding
Source: RefSeq, a predicted model, not a curated record
AAAAAGAAGAAGAAAAACAAGUUCAGACAGCACAGAGAAACGCCCAAAUUUGUAAAUGAAUUCUCGACUGACCAACCAAAGGGAAAGAUAUAUGACAAGAAGCCAUUUCGUAUAGAGCUGAAGGCUGGGAAGAAAUACGCUUGGUGUGCUUGUGGGCAUAGUCACACACAACCGCUGUGUGAUGGUACCCACAAGACACUAUGGGGGACAUCAGAAACUAAGAACAUGCCCAAAUGGGGUCCAGUUCGGUUUAGUGUGGAGGAGACAAAGGAGUACUGGCUAUGUAACUGUAAACAGACCAACAAUAAACCUUUCUGUGAUGGCACACACAAGCUCCCACACAUCCAGGCCACCAAGUAGGACAGGAUUUCUUGAGUUGUCAUGGUUACUCUGUGUAUUCACUGCAUUAGGAAAAGUAUAGCAUGCAUGUGUCUGUAACUGAUUUCGUGAUAUUGAAAAAUGAUACAAGUGUAGUUCAUAUCGAGUUAACAAGACGUAAGUUACUCAUGUUCUGGAGCUAUGGCUAUUGGGCAGAUGUGUUUGAAUUUUCCUUCAAUGACUGUGGUGUGGUGGUUAUGUCAAAGAUAUUGGUGAUUGAAAAUGUUAAGUUGUAAAACAUAACUGACAGUGACUGGAAGGUUGUGGUAUGUAUGUAGUCAGAUCAUAUAUAUUUACAUAUUAUUAAAGAACCUUGGUGUCUUACACGUAAAUGAACUGAGUGACCAAGAGACCCUUGUGAUAUGAUGUCAGCGUACACUUGAGGUCACUUGAUGUACUUGAUGUAAGAUACAUGCUCUCACAGAGAACACCUACAGCCUGGGACGUGGCACACACUUGUCAUGGUUACAUAAAUAUCUAAAUAUCUAUCUGGUAUUUCAGGUUUUGUUUCAGGGAAAUGAGUCUUGAAAUGAGAUAAUUGUGUGUGCUGUUGAUUCAGAUUAUAAUUGCAGUAUAAGGGGAUCUUGUUAGAAUGAGUGAUAUGUAAUGAAUAAAGCAUGUGUUGUUUAUGUCCUGAA